Molecule: messenger RNA, 1267 nt
Organism: Lutzomyia longipalpis
Lineage: Eukaryota; Metazoa; Arthropoda; Insecta; Diptera; Psychodidae
Gene: mRpS31
Product: 28S ribosomal protein S31, mitochondrial
Exons: 4
Coding region: 88-1212 (374 amino acids)
Cellular component (GO): mitochondrial small ribosomal subunit
Molecular function (GO): structural constituent of ribosome
Source: RefSeq, a predicted model, not a curated record
UUCUUUGAAUGACAAAACAUAACCUCAAUCUUUCAGAGAAAAAUAUUUUUCUUCAAACUUUCUCUUCAAGUUUUCCCCAGGAAAAAUAUGCUAGUUCGUCACAUUUUGGGGAAAAAUCUCACAAGAAUAAAUUAUCAUGUGGGCAAAACAGCCGGAAGGUUCUUCUCUAAAAAAUCCGGAAACGAUAGUUCAUCAUCAGAUUCCGACGAUGAGGCUGUGAAGACGAAAAAACCCCAACCGGGAGUAUCGAGUAAUCGCCUCAAUGAACUUCUGGCAAGUAUGAAGGUGGAGGAUAAAGCAUUGGGAGGUAAAUCUCUCGAUGUGACUCCCGGUAGUUUGAGGAAGCGCAAAGAGCGUGCCGUGGAAGCGGCACAGGGAAAAGUUGAGGAAGCUCAGGACUUGGAACAGGCAACGAAGAAUGUUGCGGAAUCCCUGGGAGGAGAUGUGAGGCAGACUGAAUCUGAGCUACUGAGAAAACUCCUUGAUAUCUCCAAUCAAGCAAGUGAGGCAAAGAUUCGCUCAGAUGCUGCGCAGGAUUCCUCAAAAUUGAAUGAUAUCAUUGUUGGCAUGAAGAUUGAAAGGACAAAGAAAGCACCCGGAAGGGAAGCCACGGAUGGGAAAAUUCCCAAAAGAGGUGAUUCUGCCAGAAGGAGUGACGGCGGUGAGAAGAGUUUCUCCCGUGAGGCGACUGCCACAAGAACCAAAUCACCCAACAUAGAAAACUUCGACAGAGUUAAUCUUUGGGGUGCUCAACCGCUGAAUCUAUUCCCGAAGGAUGUCAAAGAACUCGAGGAUCCCCUGAAAAUUUGGUCUUUGCUCCAGCAACGAGAGCUUCAGGCAUCAUUUGAGUCCCCACCGCGGAAUUACUUUGAGAAGAUGCAACGAUGGACUAAUGAGGGGAAAAUCUGGCACUUCCCCAUUGACAAUGAGCAAGGCCUGGAGGAAGAAAGGAAGAUCUACUUUGCAGAUCAUGUCUUCCUGGAGCCACACAUUGAAUCGUGGUGCCCCAAAGUGGGCCCCGUGAGGCAUUUUAUGGAACUUGUCUGUGUGGGCUUGUCCAAGAAUCCCUACAUUACGGUUAAGGAGAAACUUGAUCAUCUUACGUGGUUCGAGGAGUAUUUUGAAUCAAAGAAGGAACUCCUGAAGGAAAUUAUCAUUCAGGAUGGGGAAGUUGGCAAGGAGAAAAUUGAGGGGAGCCCUCAAAACAAAUAAGCCUUCAAAAUUGUUUUUAGUUGUAGAAUAAAUAAUAAAAAAAAAGAUCAAAAAA